This is a messenger RNA of Rhizoctonia solani, 3024 nucleotides long. RefSeq names its product aconitate hydratase. The record is from RefSeq and is a predicted model, not a curated record. The transcript is spliced from 14 exons. NCBI's taxonomy places the organism in Eukaryota, Fungi, Basidiomycota, Agaricomycetes, Cantharellales, Ceratobasidiaceae. The coding region runs from base 1 to 3024 and encodes 1007 amino acids.
AUGCCGAGUGCUGUUUUACCGCCGCGUACGCUGUAUGACAAGAUUUGGGAUGAUCACGUUGUACAUGCGCAAGAAGAUGGAACGACCUUGCUAUACAUUGAUAGACAUCUUGUACAUGAAGUAACGAGUCCUCAAGCGUUUGAAGGACUGCGAAAUGCGAGUCGCCCAGUUCGCAGGCCCGACUGCACGCUCGCAACAGUGGACCACAACGUCCCCACAUCCUCCCGAAAGAACAUGACCUCUGUGCAAGAGUUCAUCGCGGAACCCGACUCGCGUGCACAAUGCGUUGCACUCGAGGAAAACGUGCGCGAAUUUGGAUUAACCUACUUUGGAAUGAAGGACCGCAGACAGGGGAUCGUGCAUAUUAUCGGGCCGGAACAAGGGUUUACUCACACGGCGCAUUCGGAGCCAUCGCGUUUGGAAUCGCGUCAAUGGAACCCUCGCACCAGGUGUACGUCAAGACCCUUGGCACCGAGGCAAGGGCCAGAAUGGGACUGCGCAGAGGCGUACUGGCGAACACUCAAGACGGACGAGGAUGCCAAGUUUGACGUCGAGGUUUCCAUCCAGGCCGAGGACAUUGCGCCCACCGUGACACCCGAUCAAGCGCAAGGGCAUGGACGCGCUCUCGCGUACAUGGGACUCGAAGCGAAUACGAAGAUGGAGGACGUCAAGGUCGACAAGGUGUUCAUCGGGUCAUGCACCAACGGGCGGAUCGAGGACCUCAGGUCCGCUGCGGACGUCGUUUUGGCCGCUGGGCCUGGUGCUCAAGUCGCCCCGGGCGUAGUAGCGAUGAUUGUACCCGGUUCGGGAUUGGUCAAACAACAGGCCGAAGCCGAGGGACUCGACGCGGUAUUUACUCGGGCAGGGUUCGACUGGCGCGAGGCCGGUUGUUCCAUGUGUCUCGGAAUGAACCCGGACCAGCUCUCGCCGGGCGAACGCUGCGCGAGCACGAGCAAUCGGAAUUUCGAGGGCCGGCAGGGCGCUGGAGGAAGAACCCAUUUGGUCAGUCCGGCCAUGGCGGCUGCGGCGGCGAUGACUGGCCACUUGACCGACGUGCGGAAGCUCAUGGGUGGUGGUAAUGGUGCAAGUGUGGCUCCUGCCGCCGGGGUCAAGGUGACAAGUUCGAAAGAGUACCUGACAGACGACGUGCUCCCUCCCCCGAACCCGAUUGCACCGGUUGACGCGGCGAGCGGGGAUGUGCCUAAGACGGCCGCGCCCGUGAACCAGUUCACGGUCGUCAAGGCAGUUCUUGAAGACGCUCAAGCGCACGGGCUGGGCAAGGCACUGUUCCAUACGCUCCGAGUAGACCCCAAAACGGGCGACCCGACCGACUUUGUGCUUAACCGUGCGCCGUACGACAAGGCGAAGAUUUUGGUCGUCACUGGUGAGAACUUUGGGUGCGGUAGCAGUCGCGAGCACGCCCCUUGGAGUUUAAAGGACUUUGGGAUUCAGACGGUGAUCGCCGAGUUUUGCCGAGAUCUUCAAGACCAACUCGAUGCAAAACGGAUUGCUGCCCGUGUGCUCUCGCCCGAGGCGUGUCAAUUGUUGUAUAAUGAUGCGCAGGCGCAGCUGAGCUUGAGGUUGACUUGGAUAAGCUCGAGGUACGAAGACCCAACGGACAGGCGGCGAUUUCCUUUGAAGGCAAGUGGCGUGCAAAUCUCUAGACACUGUCUGCUCAACGGACUGGACGAUAUCGGAAUCACGCUGCAAAAGGGGGCGGCUAUCGAGGCGUUCGAGGAGCGUCGGUCGUCGACAUGGCCGUGGCUGGAUGGGUUCGGAUACGCCAAGGGUGGAGGCAGGGUGGAUGCACCGGCGGGUGCGAAUCGAGUUCUUUUCGAGGACCCCCUCGUUUCUUUGGUUCGUGAGGUAAUCGGCAAUGCGGCCCUUGCUGAACGACAGACGACGGACCAGUUGCUGGAGUAUUACUACGAGGAGCAGCCUGUUCCGCGCACGACACGGCCGAGCAAGCAAGACACCAUCAACCGCAGCUUGCACGUCGUCGAGCUCGACAUGGACACCCAUUCCCCCGACCUCGGACGUCGCUUCCAGCCCUCGCGCGUCGCCCUUGUUGCCCCCGACACCGCUGCCCGCACCUCGGACGACGCCAGACACCCUCCCCGGCCCGCCCGCACCGCUCCACCCCCACGACCACCCCGACUGUCCUCUCCGCCGCCCAAAAACAGCCCCUCGACGUCCUUUCGCUCCCUCGCCACAGCCACAGCCACCGAGACUGCACGCUCGCACCCGCCCCAUCGUCCGCGGCAACUCGGACUACUCGAUCGUGCUGUGUCCGACUCGAGCACCGAGCGCGUCACCCCACGCGAGGAACUUGCAGAGCCCAGCGGGUCCUCGCACCGACGAGAAGGUGCGUUCCCAGCGCACUCGGUGCUUGUCCCGCACUCGUCCCACUCGCGUAUCGACGGAUUGCCCGAUUCGGCUGCCAGCGAUGAGCGCGGAUACUUUAGUCCACUCGGCUCGCUCGACGAAGACGACCCAGAUGAAGGCAGCACACGGCCCACACGGAGCGGUACCAUUACCUCUCGCUCGACUCGCACACACACCACUACUCCUUCGGUCACCUCUGUCCAUACUCCCUCGUCAAACUCACACUAUACCCAGUCAUCCAAGUCACACUAUACCAACCCGUCUCGAGACGCGUCCGAGGAAAUGCUCGAUCUCAUCGCCACCGUUGGAUCCGCACUCUCAGACAUGAGUCUUGACCCCCCACCGCCAGACGAUGACAGACCCCCGUCAACAGCCAAAUCGCCGACCCACUCCCCCCAUCCGAGUCUCACCCACCACGAUCACACCAUCCGCGAAUUCCGACCUUCGCCCCGAACCAGUCUCGCCGACUUUUCACGUGCCCCCAGCGCACGGAACUCGCCUAAACCGAGCCUCUCCGAUCUCGCUCGUGCCUCGCCCAAACCAAGUGUCUCCGAGUUCCCGCGAGCUGGCUCCGAGCAUGCGACCGCCAGCGAUGCUACCAGGUCUCCAGAAGCACCGCUUGCGCGACUUGUCACCUGA